Molecule: messenger RNA, 2195 nt
Organism: Paramuricea clavata
Lineage: Eukaryota; Metazoa; Cnidaria; Anthozoa; Malacalcyonacea; Plexauridae
Source: the annotation of a GenBank genome assembly
UAUACAAGACUUAACUGUGAAAGAAAGAUUGUUAAGAGAAGAGAAACUUACACUGGAAAAAGCUAUAAGUAUGGCUAGAGCAGCCGAAGCGUCGAAGGAACAGAUUAAAGUCAUGAAUGCUAGGGCGCAGUCGAGCGAAGCAAAUCAGUCGGUAAAUGUUCUUCGAUAUGACGCCAAUCAAGGAAAAGGGCAGAUAGGUAGUCGCCGUGAAAAAACAAAGUCCGAAAAGUGUGGAUUCUGUGGUAUGGUACACGCAUUAAGAUCUUGCCCGGCAUUCGGCAAAACAUGCAACUAUUGUAAGAAGACAGGACAUUUUGAGCGUGUGUGUCGAGCGAAGCAACGACAACGUGACUCUAGACCGAGAGAAGUGAAUGUCUUGGGGGAAUUCGAAGACGGCGAAGUUAGCGAGGAUGAUUUAUUGACAUUUUCAGUAGAGUCAAAUAACGAGGGCAGCUCAAAGAAUGACUGGCAUGUCCAGCUUAAGUUUGAAAAAACGGAUUUGAAUUUCAAAUUAGAUACGGGGGCAGAUUGUAAUGUGAUUUCGCAAUCGUCGUUUGAGCAAUUGUCACUAACAAAUACAAGAAUUUUCAAAAAUAAGAGCAAGUUGAAGAUGUUCGAUGGCCGUAAGAUAACUCCGAAAGGAAAAGUCAGCUUAGAGUGCGAGUAUAAAGGCAAAUUUACCGUUUUAGACUUUGUACUAGUUGAACAAGAUCUACCAUCGAUUUUAGGAUUAAAAUCCUGUCUAGAACUCGGGUUGGUAAAGCGAGUUUAUAGCUUGGAAGUGGACCCACCGAAGAUCGAAAUAGAAUUCAGUGACGUUUUCGAAGGUCUGGGAGAGAUUAAAGAUGUUCAGUACCAGAUUAAGAUCGAUCCGGUGUCCAUUCCAGUGGUGCAUCCUCCUCGAAGAGUUCCUAUGGCCCUCCGAAAGCCACUAGAAGAAGAGUUGCGUCGAAUGGAGAAGUUGGGGAUUAUUGAGAAAAAGAAUGAACCCACCGCUUGGGUACAUAGUUUAGUCAUCGCCAGAAAAGCAAAUAAUAAAAUUCGAAUCUGCAUGGAUCCUAGCGAUUUAAAUAAAGUGGUUAUGCGAGAGCAUUUUCCUAUGCAGACCGUUGAAGAAGUUGUCAGCAGAAUGCCCAAUGCCAAAGUGUUUAGUGUUCUUGAUGCCAACCAUGGUUUCUGGCAGGUGAAAUUGGCCAAUGAAAGCAGUAACUUAGCCACGUUUAAUACUCCAUUUGGAAGGUAUAGUUAUAAACGAUUACCGUUUGGAAUAGCUUCUGCUCCGGAAGUAUUUCAGAGUAUUAUGUCGAAUAUGUUUUCAGAUAUAGAAGGAGUCGAAGUUAUCGUGGACGAUUUGGUGGUCUGGGGAGAAGACGUGACGAAACAUGACGAACGACUUCGUUUGGUCUUAGAACGCUGUCGAGAUAAAAAACCUUAAGUUGAAUCCAGAGAAGUGUCGAUUUCGUGUCCCCGAAGUAAGUUAUGUUGGCCAUGUUUUGAGUUCAGAUGGACUGAAACCAGACCCCCGGAAAAUUGAAGUGAUUAAGGAGAUGCCGCAGCCUACAAAUUGCGAAGAGUUGAAGAGAUUUUUGGGCAUUGUUACGUAUGUUGCCAAGUUCAUUCCAAAUAUGACACAGAUAACAGCUCCACUACGUCAGUUGCUGGAGAAAAAUGUCGAAUGGGUUUGGGAUCAAGAGCAAAGACAAGCGUUUACAACUUUAAAGGCAGCGAUUGUCGAUCCACCAGUCCUCAAAUUCUUUGAUCAGAAACAAUCCGUGUGCUUGUCGGUUGAUGCCAGCUCGAAAGGUAUGGGUGCAGUGCUUCUUCAAAAUGAUCGUCCAGUAGCGUAUGCGUCGAAAGCGUUAACUUCAUGUCAGCAGAACUACUCACAGAUUGAAAAAGAAAUGCUUGCAAUAGUUUAUGGUUGUGAGCAUUUCCAUCAAUACCUAUACGGGCAACGCGAAGUAAUCGUGGAAAGUGACCAUAAACCGUUAGAAGCAAUACUAAAGAAAUCCAUCCAUCAAGCUCCGCUUAGAUUGCAGAGAAUGAUACUUAGACUUAAACCUUAUGCGAUUAAAGUGAAAUAUACGCCUGGGAGUCAGUUGUUGAUAGCAGAUGCUCUUUCUAGAUCACAGAUGUCUGCACAGAUAAACGAUCCAUCAGAUGAAUUUGAAGUCAAUGUUCUGGAAUCGGGUUAG